This is a messenger RNA of Prorocentrum cordatum, 778 nucleotides long. The record is from the annotation of a GenBank genome assembly. NCBI's taxonomy places the organism in Eukaryota, Dinophyceae, Prorocentrales, Prorocentraceae.
CUGCGGCUGAAGGCGCUCCACCUCUUCGCAGAGCACAAACGACGAGCAGAUGUCGCGGCUGUCUUGCGCAGCCUCGGCUUGCAGGCGCACCUCGAGGAGGUGGGCCUGGCCAGGUCGGACAACGCCGAUCUCUCCGAUGCAGCGCUGGGCGCCUGCCCCAAGAUGCUGACAACAGGACCGCGCCCAGUGCGGUCAGAGAAGCACCCCUGGGGCUUUCCCUGGCUGGAGGGGCGUGAAGCGCUGAAGUGCCAGGUGUCCAAUUUGCCCGUCGACUUCGACCUCUGCGCGCUGCAGACCCAGCUGGCGAGCAUCAAGCAGGCGGCCGGCCUCCGGGGCAAAACGUGGACCGCGGCGCCGUCCACUUGGGCGAGUUCCGCGGUCAACGUCCCGCCGGCAUGUGGCAGCUGCCAGCCGGCGCGCCUCAUUGGCCAGUUUCCGGGGCUGGCCGCCGACCCGCGGCUCUAUCGCUGGAGGCUGCAUUUCGCUGCGAACGGCGCGUGCCGGGGGCUGCUGCCGCAGCCGCCCGCCGGGCUCCAGUCGCUAGAUCGCGGGCGGGGCGACUCCGCGUUCAAGACCGAGGGCGCCGCGACCUGGCCCCCGCAGCUGUGUGGGUGGGUGGCGCAUGGCAUAGGCGGCUUGGCACAGUGGCUCGCUGCCUAUCGUUGGAGGGGCACCAUCUCGCUCUUCGCGGAGUGGCUCACGACGAGGCCGGAUCUGCUCGCGGCGCUCUCGGAGCUCGACGGCGCUACUCUCAGGGGCUACUGCGACGUGAACUCCG